Messenger RNA from Rhinolophus ferrumequinum (greater horseshoe bat), 1723 nucleotides. It is a transcript of the gene GSS, whose product is annotated as glutathione synthetase. The transcript is spliced from 13 exons. Gene Ontology annotation, cellular component: cytosol. Gene Ontology annotation, biological process: glutathione biosynthetic process. The record is from RefSeq and is a predicted model, not a curated record. Bases 135 to 1559 code for a protein of 474 amino acids. NCBI's taxonomy places the organism in Eukaryota, Metazoa, Chordata, Mammalia, Chiroptera, Rhinolophidae. Gene Ontology annotation, molecular function: glutathione synthase activity; glutathione binding; ATP binding.
GUUCUUUAGGCCACGCGGGGGGAUGUUCGCGCAAGCGCAUUGCAUUGCGUGGUGACCCCGCCCCCUGAACCUCGGGUAACGGCGCGAGGGGCCUCAGUACGGAACGCGGCGGGACCACGACCAACCUAGUUGGGAUGGCCAACAGCUGGGGAAGCCUCUUGCAGGAUGAGCAGCAGCUGAAGGAGCUGGCACAGCAAGCCGUGGACCGGGCCCUGGCUGAGGGAGUGUUGCUGAGGACCUCACAGGAGCCCAGCUCCUCAGACGUGGUGAGCUAUGCCCCAUUCACGCUCUUCCCCUCGCUGGUCCCCAGUGCCCUGCUGGAGCAGGCCUAUGCUGUGCAGAUGGACUUCAAUCUGCUGGUGGAUGCCGUCAGCCAGGAUGCUGCCUUUCUGGAGCAAACUCUGUCCAGCACCAUCAAAAGAGACAGCUUUACUGCUCAUCUGUUUGACAUCCACAAGCAAGUCCUGAAAGAGGGCAUUGCUCAGACUGUGUUCCUGGGCCUGAAUCGCUCAGACUACAUGUUCCAGCGCAACGCAGAUGGCUCCUCAGCCCUGAAACAGAUUGAAAUCAACACCAUCUCUGCCAGCUUUGGGGGCCUGGCCUCCCGGACCCCGGCUGUGCACCGACAUGUUCUCAAUGCCCUGAGUAAGACCAAAGAAGCUGCCAACAUCCUCUCCAAUAAUCCCAGCAAGGGACUGGCCCUGGGGAUCGCCAAAGCCUGGGAGCUCUACGGCUCAGCCAAUGCUCUGGUGCUACUGAUUGCUCAAGAGAAGGAAAGGAACAUAUUUGACCAGCGUGCCAUAGAGAACGAGCUACUGGCCAGGAAGAUCCACGUAAUCCGGCGAAGGUUUGAAGAUGUCUCUGAAAAGGGGUCUCUGGACCACAACAGAAAGCUGUUUAUGGACGGCCAGGAAAUUGCUGUGGUUUACUUCCGGGAUGGCUACAUGCCGAGUCAGUACGGUCAGCAGAACUGGGAAGCCCGCCUGCUGCUGGAGAGGUCAUGCGCUGUCAAGUGCCCAGACAUUGCCACCCAGCUGGCUGGGACGAAGAAGGUGCAGCAGCAGCUGAGCAGAGCGGGCGUGCUGGAGGUGUUGCUCCCUGGCCAGCCUGAGGCCGUGGCCCGCCUCCGGGCCACCUUUGCGGGCCUCUACUCCCUGGACAUGGGUGAAGAAGGGGACCAGGCCAUCAAGGAGGCCCUUGCUGCUCCUAGCCGGUUCGUGCUAAAGCCUCAGAGAGAGGGUGGAGGUAACAACCUAUACGGGGACGACAUGGUGCAGGCCCUGGAACGGCUGAAGGACAGUGAGGAGAGGGCCUCCUACACCCUCAUGGAGAAGAUCGAGCCGGAGCCUUUUGGGAAUUGCCUGCUGCGGCCCGGAAGCCCUGUCCGAGUGGUCCAGUGCGUCUCAGAGCUGGGCAUCUUCGGGGUCUAUGUCCGGCAGGGAAAGACACUUGUGAUGAAUAAGCACGUGGGACAUCUGCUUCGAACCAAAGCCAUCGAGCACGCAGAUGGUGGCGUGGCAGCAGGAGUGGCAGUCCUGGACAACCCAUACCCUGUGUGAGGGCACAUCCAGGCCCCCCAGACUUCGCUCAAGAGACCUUCUAUCCCGCGUACUUGUUAUUCCUCCUGAGUCCUCCUGAGAGGGGCUUCUCUCCCCAACCUUGGGAGGGCUGCUCUCCUAGACAACUCCAGGGUCUUCACAGGUUGAAUCCUGGGUAGCUCCCA